Felis catus (domestic cat) is the source of this 3025-nucleotide messenger RNA. It is a transcript of the gene CDC25B, whose product is annotated as cell division cycle 25B. Lineage: Eukaryota; Metazoa; Chordata; Mammalia; Carnivora; Felidae. The record is from RefSeq and is a predicted model, not a curated record. Gene Ontology annotation, cellular component: nucleus; cytoplasm. The transcript is spliced from 16 exons. Gene Ontology annotation, biological process: G2/M transition of mitotic cell cycle; protein dephosphorylation; positive regulation of G2/M transition of mitotic cell cycle. The coding region runs from base 78 to 1859 and encodes 593 amino acids. Gene Ontology annotation, molecular function: protein tyrosine phosphatase activity.
CUCCUCGCCCCGGCCAGCUGUGCCCGGCGUCGCCCUGCGUCCGGCCCUCCGGCCAGCCUUCCGCGGGCCACGCCGCGAUGGAGCUGCCCCAGCCCGAGCCCGCGCCGGGCGUGGCUCUCAGUCCGGCCGGCGUGCGCGGUGGCGCCGAGCGUCCCAGCCACCUCCGGGGCCUCCGGCUGGGAGCUCUUGGCCUCGUGGGGUCCCCGGAGCGCGCGGCCGCUUCCUCGCCGGUCACCACCCUCACCCAGACCAUGCACAACCUCGCCGGGCUGGGAAGUGAGACCCCAAAGAGUCAGGUAGGUGGCCUGCUCACACGCCUAUCCCUGUCCCGGAGACGAGCAUCUGAAUCUUCCCUGUCGUCUGAGUCCUCUGAAUCUUCUGAUGCAGGUCUCUGCAUGGAUUCUCCCAGCCCCAUGGACCCCCAGAUGGCAGAGCAGACGUUUGAACAGGCCAUCCAAGCAGCCAGCCGGGUCAUCCGAAACGAGCAGUUUGCCAUUCGACGCUUCCAGUCCUUACCGGUGAGGCUUCUGGGCCACAGCCCUGUGCUACGGAACAUCACCAACUCCCAAGCACCCGGCAGCUGGAGGAAGAGCGAGGCGUGUGGCCGAGCUGCCCGCAGCUCUGGGGAGGACAAAGAGAAUAAUGGAUUUGUUUUCAAGAUGCCAUGGAAACCCCCACAUCCCAGCCAUGCCCAUGCUUUGGAAGAGUGGGCUGACCGAAGAGAAGCCUUUGCCCAGAGACCAAGCUCAGCCCCCGACCUGAUGUGUCUCACCCCUGAGCGGAAGAUGGAAAUAGAGGAGUGGAGUCCCCCAGCCCGAUCCCGCUUCCCCCUGACUGCCACCCAGGGGUCCUCUGAGGAAGAUGAUGGAUUUGUGGACAUCCUGGAGAGUGACUUAAAGGAUGACAAUGUGGUCCCCCCAGGCAUGGAGAGCCUCAUUAGCGCCCCACUGGUCAAGACCUCAGAAAAGGAGGAAGAGCAGGACCUCAUCAUAUACAGCAAGUGCCAGCGGCUCUUCCGUUCUCCGUCCAUGCCCUGCAGCGUGAUCCGACCCAUCCUCAAGAGGCUGGAGCGGCCCCACGACAGGGACCUGCCCAUACAGAACAAGCGGAGGAAGAGCGUCACCCCUCCAGAGGAGCAACGGGAGGCCGAGGAACCUAAAGCCCGUGUCCUCCGCUCAAAGUCCUUGUGUCAUGAUGAGAUUGAGACUAUCCUGGACAGUGACCACCGAGAACUGAUUGGGGAUUACUCCAAGGCCUUCCUUCUGCAGACUGUGGAUGGGAAGCACCAAGAUCUCAAGUACAUCUCACCAGAAACGAUGGCAGCCCUGUUGGCAGGCAAGUUCAGCAACAUUGUGGAGAGGUUUGUGAUUGUGGACUGCAGGUACCCCUACGAGUAUGAAGGCGGGCACAUUAAGGGAGGGACCUGCCACCCAGGCCCAGGGCUACUGCCUGACCUCCAGCUCCUCUGGCAGACUGCCGUGAACUUGCCCCUGGAACGGGAUGCUGAGACCUUCCUGCUACAGAGCCCCAUCACACCCUGUAAUCUGGACAAGAGAAUCAUCCUCAUUUUCCACUGUGAAUUCUCAUCUGAACGCGGUCCCCGCAUGUGCCGUUUCAUCAGGGAGCGUGACAGAGCCGCCAACGACUAUCCCAGCCUCUACUAUCCGGAGAUGUAUAUCCUCAAGGGCGGCUAUAAGGAGUUCUUCCCACAGCACCCGACCUUCUGUGAGCCCCAGGACUACCGGCCCAUGAACCAUGAGGCCUUUAAGGACGAGUUGAAGACCUUCCGUCUCAAGACACGCAGCUGGGCUGGGGAGAGGAGCCGGCGGGAGCUCUGUAGCCGCCUGCAGGACCAGUGAAGGCCAGCACCAGUCCUGCCUACCUUCUCUUCCUCGUGGCCUGGGUGCCAGCCACCUAGGGCCCUGCAGGGCUGAGGGUCUGCUGGAGGCCCCAGGUGCCAUCCAGGGGAAGGGCAGUGAGGGUGUCCUGUCUGUCUGCCCCCAGCCCUGGUCCCCAUGUCUCCAUUCAAUCAUACUUCAGACCCUUGUUCCACCCCCACCCCAGCCCAGCCCCUGGAGGAGCCCAGCCUGUUGAUUUGGUGAAAUUGGAUUAUGUCGAGCUCUAAGGAAGUAUUUUGUGUCCAGCAGGGACCUUUUUUUGCUUUUUUUCCUUCCUUGUUUGAGUUAACCCUUUGUCUUCCCAUGUCCAGGAAAGACCCGCCUUUUCUCUAGGGGCUUUGUUUGUAUGUGGCCAGAGGAAAGCCACAGCCCCCCAGGAUGGGCCAAGGCAGAAUUCCUCCCUGUGAGGGGAGCUGGCACUGCGGCCGGGCCCUCUCUAGCACUCCUGGGUGUGUCUGCCGUGUUUUCUUUCUCUUUCUCUUUCCUGUCCCUCCACAUGAACACCUCCAGCACAAACAUAACCUCUUACUCUUUCCUGUUUCAGUGUUACCCGCACGCUUGAUUCAUUUGUCUGAUUUGUUGCCCAUCUCAGGACAUUCACAGGCUGAGGAUUAGGCUCCCCUCUCCAGCUGGGGUUAGAGACUCUGAACAUUAAUUAGCCACUUGACCCUAGCUCCUCAGGGGCCCUUGGGCCAGGGCUAAGGCCUGCAUCCUGAGCCCCUGGAAGCCCAGACCUCACCGCUGUGAACCCCGGGGCCUGACUGGUCAGAAUUUGCUGCUGUCUUGUUGUGGAUGGACAGAUGGACGAAUGGACGGAUGAUGGAUGGAUGGAUGGAUGGAUGGAUAGCCAUGGAUGCCCAAUGCCUUGCACACACAAACUGCUGAGUUGAAGCAUUUCAGUGAGCAUGACAGCCUGCGGCAAGAAUAUAUAUGUAUCUGUCUGUGUGGACAAACUCUUUACACUUUAAGGUUUGGAAAUAUUCAAGGUGAAAUGUCAUAGAAGCAGCGAAGCCAAGGACAGAGCCACGUCCGGAUUCCGAAUCUCAGGAUGUGUGGGGGGCUGUGCUUGAAGGCCCAGAUGAGUCAUCUGUUUGGGCCUUGGUUCAAUAAAGCACUGAGCAAGCUGA